Molecule: messenger RNA, 3512 nt
Organism: Triplophysa rosa
Lineage: Eukaryota; Metazoa; Chordata; Actinopteri; Cypriniformes; Nemacheilidae
Gene: fnta
Product: farnesyltransferase, CAAX box, alpha
Exons: 9
Coding region: 73-1197 (374 amino acids)
Biological process (GO): protein farnesylation; protein geranylgeranylation
Cellular component (GO): protein farnesyltransferase complex; cytoplasm; CAAX-protein geranylgeranyltransferase complex
Molecular function (GO): protein farnesyltransferase activity; CAAX-protein geranylgeranyltransferase activity
Source: RefSeq, a predicted model, not a curated record
UCUGACGUCUCUGACUUCACACGCAUUGGUCGGGCGUUGCUCAUUUGCUGUUAUCCCGGUGCGGAUUGUAAAAUGUCUUCUGUGGAAGAAAAGUCAAACUCUGUGAGGGAGGAUCUGGAGGAGGAAGGAGGUGAAGAGGUGAAUGUAGAGGAGGAGAUGGAGAUGGACUUUGAGGAGCCCGUUAAAAGAGCUUAUUUACUCUACAAGGACAGGAAAGAGUUUGCCGAUCUAGAACCUGUUCCUCAAGACGAUGGACCCAACCCAGUGGUGAAGAUUGCUUAUUCAGAAAAAUUCACAGAUGUGUUUGACAUGUUCCGGGCGCUCCUGAAGAAAGAUGAGAGGAGUGAGAGAGCGCUUGCACUGACCGAUGAAGCCAUAGAUCUCAACGCCGCCAAUUACACAGUGUGGCACUACAGGAGAGUUUUACUGCAGGCUUUAGGUAAAGACCUGAGAGAGGAGAUGAAGUACAUCACAGCCAUCAUAGAAGAUCAACCUAAGAACUACCAAGUCUGGCACCACAGGAGAAUGGUGGUGGAGUGGUUACGUGACCCGUCAGAGGAGUUGCAGUUUGUAGCAGAAAUCCUCAGUCAAGAUGCCAAGAACUACCACGCGUGGCAGCACAGACAGUGGGUCAUCCAGGAGUUUAAACUGUGGGAUGGAGAGUUGGAGUACGUGGAGGAGCUGUUAGAAGACGACGUGAGGAAUAACUCUGCCUGGAAUCAGAGACACUAUGUCAUAAGUCACACCAGCGGAUACUCUGACCCUGCGGUCCUGGACAGAGAAGUGCAGUACACACUGAAACAAAUACAGAAAGCGCCUCACAACGAAAGUGCCUGGAACUAUUUAAAAGGGAUUCUGCAGGAUCGAGGUUUGUCCUCAUACCCCGGACUGCUGGAACGGGUGACAGAGAUUCAGGACUCGUGCGCUUCUCCGUAUCUCAGCGCCUUUCUGGUUGAUCUGUAUGAAGACGCUCUAGAGACCAACAACUCCAGCAACAACCAGCAAGAAACUCUAAAGAAGGCCCUGGAGCUCUGUAAGUUGUUGGCAGAGGAGAAGGACACCAUAAGAAGGGAAUACUGGAAUUACAUUGCCCGCUCUCUCCAGAACAGCUAUGGCUCAGAAGACUCCGCCCCCUGCUCAUCUGACCCGCCCCCUUCAUCAUCCCAUCAGUCUGUCGACGAGAUCAGUGACCCAUGAGCUGGACCACACACUUGAAAUACUAAGAACUGAGAGGACUCUUCAUACGUGUGUGUUUGUGAGAUCAGGCUUGCAGUGGGCCUUGCAGUGCUUGUACGUCAAAGAAACGUCUAAAACUCCAGUUCGCCAUCUAAAAACACUUCAGAGUCAAUCAUACAUUUAAAGAGAGAAUUCAUCUAAAAAAUGACAAUUCUUUCAUCAUUUAUUCACCCUCAUGUCAUUCAAACAUGAAGACUUUCUUCUGCAGAACUUAGGUAACCAAACGUUGGUGUUCCAGUGAGUCCUAUACAGGUUUUGAAUGACACGAGGGUGAAUAAAAGAUCACAGUUUAGGUGAACUAUCGCUUGCAGUAAAGGAGAAUGGAAGGAAAUUGUCCAGUAAAUCACAACAGUCAUCUUUCGUUUGAGCUAUCAUGCUUUGGCUUUCUACAGUCAAAGGUUUUGUGUCGUUUAUCAGAACAUGCUUCAGGUUCUUAUUGCCAAAAUAAUCUGCUGUCUGCAAUUUCAAACACUGCUCAACCUGUAACUCUACACACAUUUUUGUAUCUUCAUAAAUAAUAAUCAUUCAUUCUAAAGCUUUAUUUCUUGCCCUACAUUUCCUGUUUCCCGGCAGAGAUGAAAGGAAGACGUGAAGGUGGUUUUGACGUUUGUUGUUUGAGAUCGUUUGAUAUAACAUUUCAUUAACAUUUAAAAAGACAGAAAUGCUUUUAGAUCAGAGUAAAACCUCCGGUAAUUAUAGCUUACAAACAUGAUAACUAACCCGACAUCUGAAGCGUUUAAAAGCGUCUAAGAGCUCACAGAUGCUUCGUUAUGAGCUGGAGUAGAUGUGUUUGGUCGGAGCAUGUUGAAUAUAUUUCUGCGAGGAGUCCCAGACGUCAUCCGCAGGCUUUUAUCGCAUGUUCUGUGUUGGUUUUUAAGGACGGUCUGCAGAACUUGAGGGAGUGGAUUUAAACAUGGUGAGGUGAAGCUGAGCGUAGAUUGCAGAAAAUAAUCAAAUAAAUCCAAGCCGUACAAAAUGUGUAAUACAUGAAUCAAUGAAAAAAAAUCUUACUCUCCUGCAUGGUCUAGAUGCAAAUUUAGUGAAGAUCAGAUAAAGUAGUCGGAACCGAUGAUCAAGUGGGCAGUGUUCCGACAUAUGGCAGCUUUCCUGUAGCUCAGUGGUUGGAGCAUGGCGUUAGCAACACCAAGGUCAUGGGUAUAUUGCACAUACUUAGAAACAAAAAUGUAUAGUAUAAUGCAAUGUAAGUCGCUUUGUCUGCCAAAUGCGUAAAUGUAAAUGUAAUGGCGCGGGUGCGUUUCACGGCAACCCGAGUUCGAAUCCCGGCUCGUGGUAACUUCUCGAAUCCACUCCACUUCUCUCUCCCACUUAACUUCCUGUCUUCUCUUCACUGUACUGUCUAAAUAAAGGCAAAAAAGCCAGAAAAUAAAUCUUAAAACAAAUCAGAUAAAGUAAUUUACACAGGCCCACACAGGGAUUUCUGAGUGUCUGUCAUUUAUUGAUUCUGUUCUUGAGUCCCUCGGCUCUUCAAUUUUUAUUUUGUAAACCAAUUAAAGUGUUGAACUCUUAAAAGUCUUAAAUCCAUUCUGCAGAUUUCCCUCAGAUUCAAUGCAGAAAAAGCGAAAACGCAAUGACUUCUGGGCCAGUUUACAAGCUAAGAUGUGCAAGCCACAGAAUCGCCACCAAGAACGAUGAGCUCCUCCUUAAUCAUUGGGGCAAACGAUUCAUUUCUUUGUACAACCAAUACUCCUCUACCUGCAUUUCGUUAACAAUCUCUGUUAUUUUUGAAGAGAGCAGCUUAUUGCUUCGCUGUAGGCCAGUGUAGGAACAGUAUGAAGACUUAACAAUAUCAAUGAUAUCUCUGCUUUAUUAACACAAACCGUUUGCUUUUAUGCUUUUUCUUUUGUAACAAACACUUGUGUUUACUGAUGCUAACCCUGAUUUCAACAGUACAGAUCAUGACAGCCUUCCUGAAGUACAACAAGGGUGUAAUGAUGCUGUUUGAGAGACACUCGUGUGAUGAAGAGCCCGCGGUGGGGUUUCAAGUGUUUGUAGUGUUGAGCUCUUGCUCUCGAAGAGAUUCUUACUGUAAUAUUACAACAUUACACCCCUCUGAGUUGAAUCCCUCUGGUCUUACUAAAACUAAAAAGUACCAUGGUGUUUUAUAUGGCCAGGGGUACUGAAUGAUUAUUUUCAAGUUCCUUGGAAUUUACAAAAUACUCUGUUUUACCAUGUCUUACAUUUAGAAGUGUUGUUGGUCAUUGUAUGUUUGCAAUAUAAGAAGGCUUGUACUUCAAUAAAUUGCUACUUUGGUUGAA